UCGCUGGGUUUCCUGUCUGCUAUCAAACAGUUUAUUCAAAUAUAUAUAUAUUUUAGAAAUUAUUUAUAAAACCCAAUACCGAGAGCGAACAUGAAGAAGAGGCCGUUUGGACUGCCCGUUUGGACGCCACUGUUCAUCCUUUUCUUGCUCCUCCUGGCCGGCGUUUGGGGUAAGCCUUCGUUUGGCGUGAAUCGCCAUGGGCUGCUGGACAUGUACCACCAGCAGGUGCAUGGUUCAUCUCCUCAAACUAGAAAGGGCGUCGAGUGUCCAGCGGAUGGAGUGAUGAGUUUCCAGCAGAGCCACUUGGAUAGAUCAAUGAAUCCUUUCAAAGCCUUUCUUUCUUGGCCGGGUAAGCAACAGAAACUGGACAAGGUUGACAAGUACAAGCCAGCUGAGGAUGACUUCGGUGGCCAGGAAGAGCUAUCCAAGUACCAACACGAUGAGCCGCUCUUCGAUCUCAAAAUGUCCAAGUACCAAGGCGGUGCACCGCUUUGUGAUACCAAACUGGAUAGGAUUCUGGCCCAGGACGAUGAGUCGGACUUUGAGCGCAAGCUGGGAUUGAUGGACCAUCACCUGGAUGCAGAUCACUUCAAUCACUUCAACCUGGAUGCAGAUCACUUUGAUCUCGAUGCAAAUCACUUCACUCAGGGCUCAGACCACUUCAAUCAGGGGUCAGAACACUUCAAUCAGGGGUCAGCACACUUCAAUCAAGGGUCAGAACACUUCAAUCAGGGGUCAGCACACUUCAAUCAAGGGUCAGACCACUUCAAUCAGGGGUCAGAACACUUCAAUCCGAUUGGAGAUCAUUACAGUCUGGAUGCAGAUCAAUUAAGUCACGAUGUGAAUCAAUUGAGUCACGAUGUGAAUCAAUUCAACGGGAAUGCAGAUGACGUUAAUCUGAAUCGCGACCUGGAUAUGUUUGACAGCAUUCAAGCUAACAAGCCCGAAUUGGUAAAUAGUCCCAUGAUGGACUACAAACGUGAGUUCGCCAGCGAUGAUGCCAAUCCCUAUGUCGAGAGCCUUCAGCAGCGUUUUGAGCCUUUGCCGCAUGCCUAUAAGGAUUAAUCCAUAAUAUUAUAUAUAUUAUUAUAUUAUUAUAUAUUUUUCCAUAAAUCGUUAAGUGUUUAAGGCUUACUAUUUGUUCAAAUA
Messenger RNA from Drosophila teissieri, 1149 nucleotides. RefSeq lists its product as uncharacterized. The record is from RefSeq and is a predicted model, not a curated record. The coding region runs from base 91 to 1065 and encodes 324 amino acids. Lineage: Eukaryota; Metazoa; Arthropoda; Insecta; Diptera; Drosophilidae. The transcript is spliced from 4 exons.